AUGUUUGAAACCCAUGAAAAGUCCCAAUACCAUAAGGCAGCCGUGCACGCCAUUACUAGCCUUACUCAAGCCCCAGUUACUGCACAAAUUUCAUCUGCUCAAGAUAAGCAACAGUCUGAAUCCCGCGUCGCUCUGAAGGCCAUUUUUACUACUCUCAUGGUACUGGCACGCCAGGGCCUCGCCAUUAGGGGGAAGACCAUGGAAAAUAGCAAUUUAAUCCAAAUGCUAAAUUUGCGAGCGCGAGAUAUCCCUGAGCUAGACUCCUGGCUUAAACGGCGAGUGAAAUUUUUAUCGCCUGAAGUUCAGAACGAAAUGCUUGAGAUAAUGGCAAACGAAAUCCUACGCGGAAUCGUGGCUGAUGUCCAGAAGUGUGGUAAAUUUAGUGCCAUUAUGGACGAGUGCCGGGACUCUUCUAAUAUGGAGCAGGUCGCCAUAUGUUUGCACACGGUCGAUAUGGGUACCUUACAAGCUGUAGAAUAUUUUAUAGGCCUAUACGCGACCACAAGUACAACCGGGCAGACUCUAACAAAAAUAUUCUUGGACGUUUUGAAACGCCUUUCCCUAGAUGUAUCUAACCUAUCUGGACAAUGCUUUGACGGUGCGUCCAAUAUGAAAGGGGAAUAA
Molecule: messenger RNA, 624 nt
Organism: Frankliniella occidentalis (western flower thrips)
Lineage: Eukaryota; Metazoa; Arthropoda; Insecta; Thysanoptera; Thripidae
Exons: 1
Coding region: 1-624 (207 amino acids)
Source: RefSeq, a predicted model, not a curated record